Molecule: messenger RNA, 953 nt
Organism: Cephus cinctus (wheat stem sawfly)
Lineage: Eukaryota; Metazoa; Arthropoda; Insecta; Hymenoptera; Cephidae
Exons: 3
Coding region: 590-895 (101 amino acids)
Source: RefSeq, a predicted model, not a curated record
ACACAAAUUACUCGAUGGAAACAAAACAUACUUUCGAUUAAUAUGAAAUGUAACGAUCUAAAUUUCAUGAUGAACAAAAUUUUAAAAUAACGGUCAAAUAUUCAAAAUUAUAUAAAUUCGUAUCAUGUGGAAUCAUAUAUAAAAUUAUGUAUCUCUUAGAAACAUCUAGUGAACUAUAAUGGACGAAACAGGCUUAGGCUAACAGUAAACAUUAAAAAUAUGCAGAAAUGAAGAAGACAUGAAGCAUUUGAAACGUCAUUAAAAACAUGUACACAGAAUGAACAGCGAUGAGAACUGGACAGGAUUAUAAGGAAUAGAAGGUAGAAGAAAAUAACGAUAGUUUUAAAAGUUUAUCAUCAAACCCACUGAAUCCUGAUAAAACGCAUCCUCUGCUGCAUUACAUAUCUUAUACCAUUAUUCUAAUACAAUUUUCCAAAGAAGUAUUGUAUAUAAAAUUAGAACUAUAUGGCGGUAAACUUUAGGUCGACUUGACAAAAGCUGUGCAUAUAUUAACGAAAUAAAGUUUAUUCGAGUGGAAAAGAUUUGAAUUUGAGCAAGUAAAAGAAAAGUCCUAUCAAACAAUUCAAACAUGGAGGACUAUGUCAUGGAUAUGAAAACGGGUCACAUGAACUCUGAAGGGAAAGUUAUAAUUCAUCCAACUAAGAAAAAGUUGUUCAAACCGAAGUCAAAGCCCAAAAUACAGUUCUCCGAGAAAGAACUAGCCCCGGGUGUAACGCAACGUACGACAAAAAUAGAAGAGACAGAGACUUGCAGUGGAAGAAAGAAAAUCAUUCACUCGUCCUACGUUAUUAACGAAAACACAGGAACAUUCAUCAGCGUUCAGAGAAUAGAUAUUUCUCCUGGUUGUCGUAAUAUGAAUAAAAGGAACUUCUAAAAGUGUGUACCAAACAGAUCAAACGAAAAUGAUCUAUAAAGAAACAUUGAAAAAGUGA